AUGGAUCGCAAUACGGUUCACUUGUACGAGACGCUUGGCAUCCCUAAAUCAAGCACACAAGACGAGAUCAAGAAGGCAUACCGGUAUGUUUAUUGGGAACCAAGGUUCCGAGAUAUUGCAGCUGCCUAUGAGGUCCUGAGCGACCCAAAGAAGCGCCAAGUGUACGACAGAUACGGGAUGAUGGGAGUGCAGAUGGCAGGGACAGAGAUUGGAGCGCGACUGGUCGAGAUAGAGAGUCUGCUCUGCACACUCUUCAUAGCGCUCUCUUUCGUGCUCACGCUCAUCAUCAUCUUUUUCGCCUUGCUGUCGCUUCGCGUCGAUGGUAAAGUGAGCUGGAACUAUGCCAUUGUCUUUAUCCCUCUCUGGAUCAUGGAUGCAUUCCUCUUCUUCGCGACUCUUACUCGGCUCAUACAACCUUCGGCAGACGAUAACGAUGAAGAUGACUACCACCAUGAUGACCAUGAGGACGAGCGCGAUGCUGGAAAUGGAGAGGGAUCGUCGUCGAAUGCUGGAGGUGACCGUGAGGAACGGCGACGACAAAAGAAAGCGACACAGAAGCGGGAGAGGUUCUUGAGCGGGUUUGUUGGACUCAUCAACCUGAUCCUCUUCACGGCCUUUCAAGUGCUGAUCGUCAAAAAGGCCAAUGACCCGACGAGUAUUUCAGCAUCGACAGUCUUUGCGCCUUACUUUGUCUUGGAGGGCUUCUUCUUCUUACAGGCGCUCGUUCAAGUAGCAAUUGCGCUGAAGGCAGCAUCUGCGUUAGAAACACCGUUAUCAACAAAGCUGGGGAUGGUGUUUGAGGCGUUAUGGUGGAAGGUAACUCGGUUGGUCCUGGCAGUCCUGAUCAUGCUGCGCAUUGACGACAAGAUCACCUGCUCUUGGCAAAUUGUCUUCAUCCCUCUCUACUUAGUCGCCGUCAAGUACAUCAUCCAGCACAUCAAUGGAUACCGGACCUUCUCGAGGAUGCAGAAUGCCGAGAUGCGUCAGCAAGGCCACGCAUUGAUGACGGCUAGUGCUUGCACAUUUACGGUGUUGGGGGCGCUUGUGUACUCGCUCGUGGGGCUGUUGGCGGCCAAGCUGGACGGACAUGCGUACUCGGCGUCGGAGGUGCUGAUCCCAGUGUUCAUGGUGCUGUCGAUCUUGCUCUGUUGUUCGGGAUGCUGUUUGCCUUGCUUGCUUCUGGCGAGCGGUGCUGGGGAGGAUGAGUUAAGUCCAGAGAAUGCAGAGGUUCGUGUUGUGCAUCCUAACAUGCGCAUUGAGGGGGCUGAUGCCCCGCCUUCUCCCUCACGUCGUGCCACACCCAUAUCGUAG
This is a messenger RNA of Linnemannia hyalina, 1311 nucleotides long. The record is from the annotation of a GenBank genome assembly. NCBI's taxonomy places the organism in Eukaryota, Fungi, Mortierellomycota, Mortierellomycetes, Mortierellales, Mortierellaceae.